Molecule: messenger RNA, 5912 nt
Organism: Oreochromis aureus
Lineage: Eukaryota; Metazoa; Chordata; Actinopteri; Cichliformes; Cichlidae
Product: low affinity immunoglobulin gamma Fc region receptor II-like
Exons: 9
Coding region: 1959-3065 (368 amino acids)
Biological process (GO): cell surface receptor signaling pathway
Molecular function (GO): transmembrane signaling receptor activity
Source: RefSeq, a predicted model, not a curated record
UGCUUUUGUGAUAUUUAAAGGAUUGGAUUACAUUUUUAUUUUUCACUGAUCUCCGACCCAGUAAUUUAGGUCAGGAUUGGACUGAUAUCGAUGCUGUAUAUUGGAUCAGUCUAUCUCUAGUAGAUACCACCGUGGUCUCGCAGAGAAUCAUACCCACAACUAUUCCUUCUAUAUGGAGGUCUCUGAUGAAUUAUUAGUUGAAGGUGUGGGAAACGGGGAGACCAGGAAGGCAAAUCUUCAGAAAGGGGCCUCCCAAAUUAUUUGUGCAAGAUGCCUCCAAAUCUGUUGACAGUCACUGGGUGAGGCAGUGGCCUUUUUAAUUAUUGUGUUAUUAGUUUUAUACUAUUUUAAAUUAAGCUAAAAAAGAAGGGCUCAAAUGAUGAAGAAGAAAAGAGAACAGAAUAUUUAGGACUGCCAGGACCUUCAGUUUAAGCACUGUUGUCUUUGAUUGUUAUUUAUGAUGCUAAACACAAGGCCCAGAAGAUAAGAUAAGAUAAGAUACCUUUAUUAGUCCCACAAGGGGAAAUUUCAUGUUAAGGCCGCCGACCUAUUGCACGCAAUGGUGGCGGCGAUGAAGUCAUGUCGAGUAAUUUGUGAUUUUCUGAAGGUAUCUCAACACUGUUUUGACCUAUAUGUUGAAAAUAUGUGCUUAUACUCUAAUGGGUGUGUGAUAUAUCUAGAAGCUGGUCCACUGAAAUAAGUCAGGUGCAGUGGUUAAUGUGUUUUUCUUGUUUGUUUCAAGCUUAUGUACUUGAUAUUUGAUUUUCUUUUAGAAAUAUAAAUAUUUCUAAAAUAUAUAUUGCUUUAGGCUUGAUAAUAAAGUGACUCGUCCUAUGAGCUUCACCAUGGUGUGAUCAAAAGCUAGAAUGAUGCUAUUGAUCGAGACAGAGAGCAGGAGAGAGAGAUUUAGAGAGAGAGGCAGACUAAGUCUUGAAGGUCAUUUUAAGUGAUAAAUAGCAGAAGUAGGGAUUCAAAAGCCAAUUCGUAAGUCAAAUAAUAUUUUUAGAACAUCUUUAUUCUGUUUUUAUUUACUGAUUCCUUUGACAUUACUCCAACAUGUCACUAGGUGGCGCAUGGCACUAAGGAGAAAUGGAAGCCCUGUUAGAUGCAAGUGCCUCCAGCUGUAAACAAGCUCAUGCUCUGCCCCUCUUUAUUAUAAUAUACUGGCAACAUAACCCUCAAGAAGGCACCAUCCAGACCUCUGUGUCUCAUAUAGAAGACCCCUUUUCUCCCUCUCCUAAGAAAUCCUUAAAGCAGUCCAGUCUUAUUUACCUUUUAAACUGAUGAUAACAUCGUGUGUGUUGCUGUGUGGGAAAAUGUCUACACUGCUUCAUGAUGUACUUAUACAUGUAUUGAAAGGUACUGCCAGUACUACGGAGGCAUUGACUUGUAAAUUCGUCUCUGCACACUUGCAGUGUAAUAUGUAUAUGUAAAGAUAGUUUUAAGCACAUUCUGAGGUACGCAUUGCUGCAACAUUUCCACUGCAGAUUACGACCAGUUUAGUUCAGUGCUAUGAAUCAAACGUAAAAAAAAAGUGAAUAUGAAAUGACUACACGUUGUGCUGAAGGCAGCACUAGUGUGACUUUCUGGUUAUAAAUGGAAUUUCUGAGGUUUAACCCAUAUAACAGCAGCUCUGGUUGUUUGAAAAUUAUUUAGAGUUGUUUCAAGUCUGUUUUUGUGUCUGAUGCAAAACAUCGCUGAGCUCAGUGUUUGUCUCUGUGUCAGACUGUGAGAACACAGCUUUGUUGUUGACUCUGGUGUCCCACCAGUUUAAUAUCUGUACAAUUACACAGUGCAAAAUAUUCAUUUAUUCAAUGCUUUUGCAUUAGUGAGGAAUUUCAAUCACUUAAAGCUACUUGAGUUUUUUUUUUUUAGUGCUACCAUGGAAAUUUAGUUAUAAGCUGUUAGGAUUAAUGUGACUGGCAAGGUUGUCACUGGUAUAAUGCAAGCAUAAAAAGAUGAAUGUUAAAUGGCUACAAAUAGAUUUGAAAGCAUCAGUAUGUGCUCUGCCUCACCCACCACAGCAACAGCUCUGCUUCUCUGAAAACUAUUUUCACAUAGUUGUUUCACAAAGGUCAUACAGGAAGCAUCUAUUGGUUGGUCUGCGGCAAGACAUCAUGGAGGUCAGAGCUCUGUGCAUCAGACUGUUGAUGACUGUGCUGAUUCUACUGUGUGCACAGAAAGUUGAUGCAAUUUUUCUUCGUAUUGAUCCAAACAAAUCCCAGUUUUUUGAAUAUGAGUCAGUUAGUUUUUACUGUGAAGAGCCUUCUCAUGGAGAUGUAUUAUAUAAGGUGAAGGAGGAAGUAGAGCAAUGCAACAAAACCACUAAGAAAACAACAGUAAUAACAACAGAAUCAAAGUGCACCAUUCAUCCUCUUUAUGCAAGUGACAGUGGAGAAUACUGGUGUGGGACAGCAGGAGGGAAGAGAAGCAACAUUAUCAACAUCACUGUCACUGCUGGUUCUGUGAUCCUGGAGAUUCCUGCUGUUCCUGUGAUGGAGGGAGAAGCUGUGACUCUGCGCUGCAGAAACAAGACGUCUUCAUCCAAUACCGCAGCUGAUUUCUACAAAAAUGGAGUUCACAACAGCAGCAGCUCCUCAAGAAGCAUGACCAUCCACAAAGUUUUAAAGUCUGAUGAAGGACUUUACAAGUGCAAGAUCUCAGGAGGUGGAGAAUCACCAGAGAGCUGGCUGUCUGUCUAUCUGCCAUGUCUCAUAGACAGUCACAACAAGAGGAGUCACUGUGCCGCUACUACACCUUGGAUCGUUGCCACUAUUUUACUGAGCACUCUGAUUGCAGUGGUGGGACUCUAUCACUUCCGCAAAGAUUGGUACAGAGCUUUGGUCUAUUGGUCAACAAUGGCAUAUGGUUCAGGCUCAACAGAAGAUCAAACAGGACAGAACACAAACAAUGAAGUUGAAUUGUGUCCUAAUCCAGUUUAUGAUUCUUUGGGCCAGGGUGACACUCAACCUCUGGAAACAGUGAAAACCACAGUUGCAUACAUGGCUUCACCAGGUAUCUACCAAGCUGUGGCAGAGGAUCCUUGCUAUUCUACAAUACCAUAGUGUUGCUGUUGGGUUGGAGCCGAUCCUAGGAAAGGUAUACCUUGGACAGGUCGCCAGUCUAUCAUGAGUCUGUAGCAUGUCCUCAACUUGUGGAGGCAUCAUGGGAUAUUUGUGAACAUACCCAUGUAAACCACUGAUCUCCGCCAACUCUGCCUUGAACAACACCCCAGGCUAAACCAGGACCAGGGUUUUGAUAAAUUGGAUAAGUCCACCACAGCCCAGUGUGUAUGCCCUUGGCACCUUACCAGAUUGCUGUAUUUCCCUCCUGGACUGAGAUCAUCCUCAUCAGUGGAGGUGGGCAGCUUCCUGCAAGUUGGAAGGACCACACUUAGCCACUAAGGAAUAAAAGCAGAUGAAAAAGGGCUGAUUCAUUAACAUUUGGUGACCAGAAGGUUGGUGGUUCAAUCCGUGGUGGCUCCAGUCUGCAUGCCAAAGAUCCUUGGGCAAGAUAUUAACACCAAGUUGCUCUCUGAUGCAUCCAUCAGAGUGUGAAUGCUAAAAAAGCACUUAAGCAUAGAAAAAAAAGUGCUUUUGUUACUGGAUGAAUAACGCAUGUUGUAUAAAGUGCUUUGAGUACUCUGGGAGAGUAGACUCAGAAUCAGUUCAUAGACAUAACAUGCAGACCCCGUAUAAAAAGCCAUCAGCUGGCCCAAGAAAUCAUAAUUACACUAUGAAAAUGAAAUAUAAAAUUUGUAAACUGUAAUCACUCCCAACCUUUUGUAAGAUAAAUCUCACUUUAAAUUAUCAAUCAUAACUUGAAAUUAAAAGUUGCUGUUUAUCAACUGAUGCCAUACGGUUUUUAUGGUUUUUUAUACUGUUCAGAAUUUUUUUUUCUGUACUUUGUCUUAAACUUUACAGAGAGAGCAAGAGAGACAGAUACAUGAAAGAAAAGCUUUGAAAAACAUGCUCAGGUAUGAGUGAGACUGAAAACAUGGAAGUAACUCAGAAUUAUCCGGUUUUGUUUAUCCUCUAUUAUUUGUCAGUUAAAACCAAUUGUUGAUCACAUUAAAUAAUAGCUAAAUCAUCUGCAGGUCAUUUUUUCUAGGUUUCUUUCUUAGUUACAAAUGAGACCCGGAAAAACAAAGGGAAAUAGUCAUCUUUCAAACCUAUGUUACUAUGGUCAAACCAUAAACAUGAUUGUGGAUAAAAUAAUUAAUUGAUUGCUAAUGAUAUAUUUUAGAAAACUGCUUUAAUAUCAAAUUUAAUAUAAUUAUUCCUUUACUUGUUCAACACACGUGAAUGUGUUAUUCAUGGACAUGUAGCACAUGUAUAAUUUUAUUUUAUUUAGGUUUAAUGAUCACUUGAUGGAAUUCAACAAUAAACUGAAUCUUCUUUUUUUUCAGAUGCAGUUUCUCUUUGUAUUGUUCCAAACAGAUUACAGUUCUUUCAAAAUAUAAACGGUGACAUUUUAUUGUGAAGGCGUCGUUUAUUGUGUAUAAAAUGAAAACAGACUGCUGUAGCAAAAUUAAUAAGUCAGCACAAGAAGGAUCAUUCUGCAUCUUUAAACCUGUUUGUACAGUUGACAGUUGAAAGUACUGAGACUGAAGGAGGAAAGAAGCAAUAUUAUCAACAUCUCUGCCACUGGUACGUUUGCAGAAAGAACAUUAUUUUAUGAUUAACCUUAAUAAAAGUUAAUAUAAAAUAAAUAUCAAAUGCAGACUUGGUGUACUGAUCAACUGAUGUUCAAAGUGAGUAUCAGAAUGGGCAAGGAAAAUAAUUUAACUAACGUUGCUCACUGACAAUAUGGCCAGAUACAGCAUUAAUGUGGAGUGAGUCAAUCUUAACUAUAUAUAUUCAGUAUCUGUAAAUAUUUGAGCUACAGUGUGGAAGUGGGUGAUCUGAUUUUCAUCCAAAAAAUCAUAAAUUUUUAGCUUAGUUCAAAAAAUUAAUACAACAAAUCCAUCCGCUGAAAUUGUGACUUAGUCAUGACUAUAGUGAACAGCAAACAUCAUCACUGAUGUUACUGUAGUUACCUGUCUCUGUGUCUUUCCAACAUAAGAUGAAUGUGAACUGUCCUCUAGACCCAUAACUAGACUUUAGGCCUGUGUGACACUCAACUGUGAUUAAAACCUGUUUUAAUAAUGAUAUUUAUAUUAAGCAAUAUUAAAAACUUUGCCAAGUACUUUGCAACAAAGGUAAAUAAGUAUUUUAUUAAGCAAAAAUGUGGCAUCCAACUGAUUUAAUUCCACCUGUUGUCACAGCAGAACCAGGAACCAUCGCAGAAAUGCCCUCAGUGGGUCCCUACCAACCUAUAGCAGAAAAUCAUUAAUUGACUCACAAAAGAAAACCAAUGUUUAAAUUCAAGAGCACAUUGUUGUCUGAUAUGCUGAAAAGAAAAUAGCUUAGUUUCUUUUUGUUCUGCACUUCCUUUAUGCCUUACAGUGAGCAGCGGUUUAUCCAGCUUGUACUUGAACAAGCUGUACAGUACAUUUUCAGAUCAGGUUUGGUGUGCAUGUCUAUAAAUUGAUAUAGCUUGUGUGCAUUCAUUUAGCUACAGAUGCAAGCCAGACCCAUGUGGUUCUUAGUAUAUAUAAAGUUUGAAUACUAACCAAAGCACAUGUUUGUUAUUUAGAUGUUGAACUUAACUGUCUUUGUGUUUUUACAAGUGUAUGAAUGCUGUUAUAAGAAAAGAGCUGCACUGGGUUUCAAAGACACUCACUGUGGUUAACUUCUAAUCUUAAAGUGUUUUUAAACUUUUUUUUUUCUGAAACAGGCACACUAAGCUUGUGGUCAGCUGUCAAAUAUACCUGUGAAGCAUGACUCUGUGCAUGUCUGUAACUGAAAUAUGGUUGAUUGCCCAACAGUGAAAAAGUGGUGUCUUGUUUAAUGCUACAGCCACGUCUACUC